CUCCCUUCUCGGGGGGCACCGCCACUCGCUGAGCUCGCCGCUUGCUGGAGAACACGCGUUCUUUGUUGCUCGUUUUGGGCGCUUCGCCACUGGUCAAAGCGUAGGUGCCGCAGAGCCCGCAUAAAAGGGCUGCACUUUGGAACUCGGUCCCUCCACUCCUGCAUACCAGCAACCCUCUCCCGCCACUCGUCUCAGCAUCAACUGUCUUCUUUGUAGCCAUUGAAGAUGCCGUCCAACACUGGCAAUGGUAGCAACACUGGCGACCGCAACGCCACCAACAAUAGCGGUACCAACACUAACAACAGCAACCCCGGUAACAAUAACAAUGGCGACGGUGACAACAACGCUGGGUUCGGCAUCAACUGGAACUCCAUGCUACACCCCGGGCUCCGGGACUCCGUGCUCGGGUUCCUCCGGUACACCACCAAUGCACCGGCGGCAGCGCAACGCGAAGCGGCGGCGGCGCUAGACCGCUUCACCGCCGCUCACAACCCGCAGCCUUCUGGCUCCCAGCACCCGGCCCCCCGUCGUCGAUCCGAACCGCCACCGCCUUACUCGCCGCCACCACCAUCGUACGCAUCGAUUUUCCCCAACCGCAUGCCGCCGCGACCAAGGAGUGGCCCCAGCUCGGUCCCGAUCCCAAUAGUCCGACAGCCCGACGACUCUGCGUUGCGUCGUGAGUUCGCGUUCUACGGCGAGCGCGACUUGCAGCGUGCCUUGAGGCAGAAUGCAGCGGAACCUUACGUUCCCGCUCCUGGCCCAGCUCCCGCGUCGACUUAUGCUCGACGAGCCUCGAGUGGUGCUGCGAGGCCCGCGCCAGUCCCCUCUGCAGGUCCUAGCAACGCACCGAGGCCCGCGCCGGUCCCUACUGCGGGUCCCAGCAACGCACCGAGGCCUGCCGCCGCACCUGCCGUGCCGUCCGCUGCUGCGCCUCCAGCACCACACCCACCAGCCGCCCCGCAACCCGACGCUCCCUACGACUACGCUGCGAACGCAGCGCGGGUGUUGUCUCACCCUGAUGGGGUCACGGCGCUAGUGACGAUGGGCGACGCUCGCACGCUCCUCCGCCGGCUCUUCGCGACACCGGGCGGCACACAGGCGAUCUUCGACGUGCUCGACGCGCAGGGCCUCGCGAACCAGCUCAUGUCCACCGAGGAGGGUCUCCGCGCCAUCGCCGAGGUCGCCGAACAGCGCCGCAGGGAGGCGCACGAGCUCGAGGAGCGUCUGGGUCGCAUCGUGCGCGGGGUGAGGAGGACCAGUGCGUGGCGACAGGACGAAGACUGGGAGGGCGGUGUCGUACGCCCGAGGCCUGAGGGCGAGCAGCCCGCAGAGGCUGGGCCUGCCGACAUCAACGAGUUCGUUGACGAUGCAGACAUGGCGGGCGCGGCGGACGGGGACGAUACCUCCGAUUCGUCCGAUGCAUCCUGGACGCAAGGAUCGUCGAGCUCACCAGGAUCGUCGGAAGCAUCAGGAUCGUCUGAAGCAUCCAGCUCGUCCUCGUCUUCAUCGUCAAGUCGCGGUACCAAGCGCAGUCGGGAGGAAGACGACUUCCAGUCUGCGUCUGGUUGGUCGACAGAGAGCAGUAGGGCCGUGCGUCGCAGGCUCAGUGAGGAUGCUGGCGAAGGCCAUACGGCCGCUCCCUCCACCCGUCGCCCGUUCGUUAGGGCGCCCACUCCAGGAAUAGGGCUGAUACACUAUCCGCCAACCGCAGACGACCUUGAGCUGCCGUCCUCGGGUGCGCCUACUCCUGACCUGGUGGAGGAUACCCGAUCCCCCUCGGUGACUCUCAUAGAGUCGGAUGACGAGGCGCCUGCUGAGCCUCCAAGACGACCGCGGCCGAAGAAGACCGGCCGCAAGCGCGGCUCUAAGGGCAAGUGAAAUUGAACAGCUUUUGUGGAUUGAAGUCAGAGUUACCAUCGUUUAUACCCGUGAUACCCUAACUUAUUACUCAUUGGAUCUCGCGCGGAACUUAUCGCAGGAGUUCGCUGGACUUCAUCAGAAGCUCCGGCGUGUAUACCCAUUAUACCCUCACUGACUUUCAACUGGAUCUUAUCUAGAGUGGUUUGCUUGCGAAGCGUUCGUCAUACUGGUGUACUUCUGGCUUUUGUAUUGCUGUACCGAAUUCUAUCUUUCUUCAAGCGCUGUAU
Messenger RNA from Fomitopsis serialis, 2147 nucleotides. RefSeq lists its product as uncharacterized. The transcript has 4 exons. Bases 226 to 1878 code for a protein of 550 amino acids. Lineage: Eukaryota; Fungi; Basidiomycota; Agaricomycetes; Polyporales; Fomitopsidaceae. The record is from RefSeq and is a predicted model, not a curated record.